Molecule: messenger RNA, 2659 nt
Organism: Musa acuminata subsp. malaccensis (wild Malaysian banana)
Lineage: Eukaryota; Viridiplantae; Streptophyta; Magnoliopsida; Zingiberales; Musaceae
Product: proteinaceous RNase P 1, chloroplastic/mitochondrial-like
Biological process (GO): tRNA 5'-leader removal
Molecular function (GO): ribonuclease P activity; protein binding
Source: RefSeq, a predicted model, not a curated record
AUACCUCCUCUUGGACUCUCUUUACCCGCCAUGGAAGUCUCUUCAUCACUGGCCAUCCCUGCAUGGCUUCCGUCCUCUCCAUACCCUUCCAAAGAGAACUCCUUGCUUCCUUCACCUCUCGCCCGAAGUACCAGUCUCCUUUUGCUCUCAAAUCUCACUCCUUUAGUCACUUCCUCACGCUCUCACCCCUCGGUCGCACGAUCGUCGAUGAUUUCUCCAAGAUCUCCGCGGCCAGGACCCCCGCGACCAACGUCGAUGAGAGAAUUGCCCUCGGAGUACAGACCCAUGACAGGCGAGCCAAGCAUCAGAGAACCCAGGGAGACGAAAGGGUUGGCAGAAAUGGUGGGCGAGAUGAGGGUGGAACAGCGAGUGAGGUAAAGAAUGUUGAGCUUGGCGUCGCCAAACAGAGGCCGGCUUUUCAGAGGUCCAGAGGCGAAGGCACGGCUCGGAAGUCAAAAAAGAUGACACCUUGGGUGAGAAGAGACAAGGAAACGGAGGAAGAGAGAAGGAUGAAGAAGAAGAGUAAGAAACCCAAGCUUCGCGAAGAUGAAAUCGAUCUUAGAGUGAAGCUGGAUAUGUGCUCGAAGACGGGGGAUGUGAUGGGCGCCAUUGCCCUAUAUGACUCCGCCGUGAAAGAAGGUAUCAAGCUGAAGCAGUACCACUACAACGUGCUGCUCUAUUUGUGUUCUGCUGCGGCCAUCGGGGUCAUUCACCCAGCAAAAAGUGGUUCUUCUGGUUCCAAUCCACAUUACUCGAGCGACGAGUCUUCGUCGAAGCACUCGGCCGAAGCAGGUGAAGAAGAUGGGGAAUUGGUCCACGAGGAGAACGCCCAACAUACUUCCGAGUCGAAUGGAGCCCUAAUUAAAGAUGCAAGCCAAGGAGCCCGGAAAGAUGGAGUUCCAAUUCAAGUCAGCGAAGACAUCAGAGACUACGCUCGAACCAGGGGACUGGAGAUAUACGAAAAGAUGUGCUUGGAGAAGAUUCCGAUGAGCGAGGCAGCUCUAACAUCGGUGGCCCGAGUAGCAAUGUCAAUGGGCAACGGAGAUAUGGCCUUUGAGAUUGUAAAGCAAAUGAAGCCUCUGGGCGUGACUCCAAAGUUGCGCUCCUAUGGUCCUGCAUUGCUGACCUUCUGCAACGAUGGCGACGUCGACAAAGCUUUCGAGGUCGAAGCACACAUGUCGCAGAACGGCGUCCACCCCGAAGAGCCUGAGCUGGAGGCACUCAUGAGAGCUAGCGUUGCAGCUCGUAGAGGAGAAAAGGUUUACUAUCUACUGCACAAGCUUAGAACCAAUGUUAGGCAGGUGUCUCCAUCUACAGCAGCAGUACUCGAGGCUUGGUUUAGGAGCGCAGCUGCAUCUAGGCUGGGGAAAAGGAAAUGGGAUGUGCAGGCGGUGGCAGAAGCCAUUGAGAAUGGUGGAGGGGGAUGGCAUGGGCAGGGAUGGCUGGGCAAAGGAAAGUGGAAUGUGUCGCAUACUGGUGUUAGCACAGACGGCGUUUGCAUGGCUUGUGGUGACAAAUUGGUGACCAUGGACCUUGAUCCAAUCGAGACAGAAAACUUUGCCAACUCUGUAGCAUCACUGGCCAACAAAAGAGAAAGGAACUCAAAUUUUCACAAGUUUCAAAAAUGGUUAGAUUAUUAUGGUCCAUUUGAAGCUGUCGUUGAUGCUGCAAAUAUUGGUCUUUUUAGUCAGCGGCGGUUCUCCAUUAAUAAGGUCAAUGCAGUUGUUAAUGCCAUACGGCAGAAGCUUCCCAUGAAGAGAUGGCCACUGAUCAUCGUACAUAACAAACGCCUCACCGGAGGCAAGAUGAAUGCGCCUCUCAACAUGAAGCUUUUAGAGAAAUGGAAAUAUGCAGAUGCUAUUUAUGAGACCCCUACCGGAUCUAAUGAUGAUUGGUACUGGUUAUAUGCAGCUAUAAAAUGUAAAUGCUUAAUCGUGACGAAUGAUGAGAUGAGAGACCAUAUAUUCCAGGUUUUAGGGAAUGAUUUCUUCCCCAGAUGGAAAGAAAGGCAUCAGGUACAUUUCAGUUUUCACGAAGGAAGCUUUGAGUUUGAUAUGCCACCUCCGUGUUCCAUUGUUAUUCAGGAAAAUGAGAGAGGCCAUUGGCAUAUUCCCAUCUCAACCGUCCAAGAGCAGGAGAGGGAACGAACCUGGUUGUGUGUAACACGUGCCCACAAGGCGAUAGAAGAAUCAUCAAAUCCUCCUAGAGAAUCAUGUGUUCCGAACACAAGUAGCAAUCCUGCUGCUUCAUAUGUUGAAGCAAAGAAUUGUGUCGCAUCCAAAGAACACUCAAAGAAGACAUCUAGAAGUUCCCUCAGAUGUAAAGUUGACUGCAAAGCUAACGAAUUGCAUACAGUCAUCUCUGACAUCGAAGCUGCGGAGAAGCUACAUAACUGUGUAAUUGAUUUCCAAAUUUAAGGAGAAGCAAGCGAUCCUAGCCUCCACACUACUUAAAGGUUUUCAAUACCAUAUGCCAGCGGCAAUUUGCUGCUUCAGCCAAGUGCUAAUUAGUGAUUCUUGUUUGUAUGUUGAUGCCAAUUUUGUCCUCUAAAGAUGUCUAUGUGCCGGGUCCAUAAUAUUCAUAUGUUUCCAGUGAUCUUUUCUUCCCUCUUUUCUUACCUUCAAUAUGAAGCCCAUGCUGGUCGGUUAAGUUUCCCUCA